This is a messenger RNA of Austrofundulus limnaeus, 883 nucleotides long. RefSeq names its product serine-protein kinase ATM. Gene Ontology annotation, biological process: DNA repair. The record is from RefSeq and is a predicted model, not a curated record. Gene Ontology annotation, molecular function: protein binding; protein serine/threonine kinase activity. NCBI's taxonomy places the organism in Eukaryota, Metazoa, Chordata, Actinopteri, Cyprinodontiformes, Rivulidae.
AUGCUGUGAAAAGACGAUGGAGGUGAUGAGGAGCUCCCAAGAAGCUCUGCUGACAAUCGUAGAGGUGCUGCUGUACGAUCCUCUGUUCGACUGGACCAUGAACCCCCUGAAGGCCUUCAACCUGCAGCACGACGAGCAGCAGGAGCUCAACGCCACCCUGAACUCCACCAUGGGAGCAGAUGACCUCGACAGCCACAGGAAGUCCAGUGACAGUCAGAGCUUCAACAAGGUGGCAGAACGGGUGCUGCUGCGGCUGCAAGAGAAGCUGAAGGGGGUGGAGGAAGGGGCRGUCCUUAGUGUCGGGGGGCAGGUCAACCUGCUCAUUCAGCAAGCCAUGGACCCCAAAAACCUGAGCAGACUCUUCCCGGGAUGGCAGGCCUGGGUGUGAACCUGAGGACUGUUCUUUGGAUGCUCUCUGCCAGUUUGUGCACUUUAACCAGAGACUGAGARUAAAACGGUAGAUUCUGAACAUUUUAAAGUGCAGGACCAGCAGCUGUGAGCAGCUACAUGGCAACAUUUUGUUAUUGAAGCAGAACCAAAGGUUGUCCAAACUUUUAUGUUUUUAUACCAUGUGUUAUUUUCAUGUUGUGUAGGGUUUUCUCCUCACUUUWGCUUUUGUUUUUUAUUAGUUCACUGAAUGUUUCUUUAUUGUAUGAGCCACAAUGUGUCUAAAAAAGUGAGAACUUAACUACUUUAUACUAAGUGGAUUUUUUUAAUCUGCUGCUCUAUAAAAUAUAUGCACCAUUAAAAUAUAUAAGAAAAAAUUAGAUACAAGUUUUUUUUUCAUUAGUUUUGAUAAAGAAAUGUGAAAGUUCAGUUGUAAUGUGUUAUUAGUAUAACUUGUAUUUGGUUUUCCAUUAAAUUCUCAUUUCGACACACCCUG